This is a messenger RNA of Penicillium waksmanii, 405 nucleotides long. RefSeq names its product VOC family protein. The record is from RefSeq and is a predicted model, not a curated record. Bases 1 to 405 code for a protein of 134 amino acids. The transcript is spliced from 4 exons. Lineage: Eukaryota; Fungi; Ascomycota; Eurotiomycetes; Eurotiales; Aspergillaceae.
AUGACCGCAAGGUUCGCAGUCAAGAGCUUGGACCAUUUGGUUCUAACAGUCCGCUCCAUCCCGGAAGCAGUCAGCUUCUACACGACCAAUCUAGGGAUGCGUCAUGAGGUCUUUACUUCGCCCAAGGACCCACAUGCUUUGCUCUUUGGCAGCCAGAAAAUCAACCUUCAUCUGUCGGGCAAGGAGUUUGAGCCCAAGGCACAGAACGUCAAGCCUGGGAGCGCCGAUUUGUGUUUCUUGACGGAUGAGAAUGUCGAGAAGGUUCUUCAGGCUUUCCAAGAUGCUAGAAUUGAAGUCCUCGAGGGAUCGCAGGUUGUAGAAAGAACUGGAGCGGUUGGGAAGAUCCGGAGCGUUUAUGUGAGAGACCCGGAUGGAAAUCUGAUUGAAAUAUCAAACUACGCUUAA